UCGGCGUCCAUGGUGGCGGCAGCAAUAUCGCCCAGCCUCUCUGUUUCCAAGUACAGCUUUGCUUUUCCGGCCAGCCGCCUUGGUGCCAAGGCGUCAAGGCAGUGCGAGGUGCGGUCCGAGAUGGAGGGGGUUUCAUCCAACCUGGGCCGUCUGCUCAAGCAGACCCGCCUGAGCGCGCAUCAUCCUUCGCAAGUAUAUGCUGCUGCUCCAGCCUUUGCAUCUCGAGGCGACUUUGGUUGGAAGAAACCACUGCCAGUCGGGAAUGAUCCGUCUUCCAGCCGUCCGUCGGCUGCGCUUGGCCGCUUGCGCUACUUGCAAGUUUCUCAGCAAGAAACACAUGAUGGCCAAAUGGAAUGGCGGGAAAACGAGAGAGAUCCCCUGUUCCGACAGCGAUGGUCUGAGAAAGGCGCUCGGUUAGCUGGCUUUCUCGAAACCCAGGCGAAGGAGAGCAGCACAACAGGAAACCAAGCGAGCUAUGCGGGGCGCCCUCGAGAAUCGCUUGGCCCGCGCAUCAGGACUGUGUUUGAUUCAGCCACCUACAGACUCCUGCCUUCCGAUAUUCCCAAGACCGUUGGGCCUCCUGAAGAAGCGGCGCCAGAGGACAAAGCUCGGUAUAAUGCACAGGAAAGGCAGUACGAUAAUCUCAGGUCAAAGUCACGCAUCGGCGCUUUCACUCCUCCGGGUCUCGAUGAUCCCUUUGGCUCAGCUUCAACUUCCUACAGUCGUCACCUUGAUCUCUUCCCCAACUACCGACAAAUGUCUGACAAGGAAUUCAAGCGCUUCCUUGGUGAUAUCAGGCAGGCCAGGCAUGGGCUCAAGCAAAAGCUUCAGAAACGAAUGGAAGACGGUGUCCGCAAUGCGAUUCUGCUCGACGCAAAGAGGGUUCGCGAGAGGACAAUUCAGCUUGCUGACGACGCUGCCUCAAGAGGUGCCACACCCCCUGAGAUUCCAGAUGUACUACGUCCAGAAGAUGUCAAGCUUCCAUCCGUCCGAGCAGAUAUGUGGGACGAAGCACGAACUCUCACAGGCAUGGACAUGACCAGGCAUCUGAAAGAGCGGCAUGUGCGCUUGGCCAGCACACCGUCAAAUAGGACUUUACCUCAGCCCACGCAAGUUACCCGCGUCCAUCCCUCUGGAGGCCUCCAAUACUCCCAGCCGGAUGAGCUAUACACCCAGAGACUCUCAGAAGCCCUACCCGGUCGCGUCAUUGUCCAGCCUCUACCGAGUGGGCACAAUCAGCAAUUCUCCAGCUUGAUGAGGAAGAACACACACUUGGGUGUCGCCUCCGGUGGUCACGUGGAACAAUUGCCCGCGGCUGUCAGGGACAAUCUCGUGCUGUACGAUCCAGCCCAGCCUAGCAAGAUCCGUGCCGAAUCAAAGUUCCGCGUCAUCUCUGCUACGAUGGAGUCGCGUCUGUGGAACAGGGGUCAAUUGCCUGCCGAGUCACUGCAGAGCUCCUACCUUGGCUACAUUCAAGCGAAAGUUCGUCCCUCAAACGAGACGGAGGAAGAGAGGCCACUACCGGGCUCUACCGCAUUCAUUGGGGCCAAGGAGCGUCCCAAAGAAAUCGAGGUGAAUCCAUCGCUCUUUUCGUCUCACCGGACGAAUUUUGGUCGGUCAGGCGCUCGAACAUCGAAGCCAUCCCCUUCCAUGCCGGCCGAUGGUAUCGCCGAGAAUCUCGGGCGUGUUGGUGUUGAGAGCAUGCUGCGCGGAGUGAGCCGGACUCUGGCUCAGCACCGCUCCCAAUAAAUGUCAAUGUAGGGUACAUGCGUGCAUCAUCUCUAGCAGUCUAUGUGUUCGUUGAUUUCUAUUAGUCGCCCAGUCUAUCUCGGUUGUCAUGGUCUCUUCGCUCCACAAGAACAGUAUGUAAGGCCCGUUUU
Molecule: messenger RNA, 1880 nt
Organism: Tilletiaria anomala UBC 951
Lineage: Eukaryota; Fungi; Basidiomycota; Exobasidiomycetes; Georgefischeriales; Tilletiariaceae
Exons: 1
Coding region: 10-1749 (579 amino acids)
Source: RefSeq, a predicted model, not a curated record